CAAGCGGCAAGCCGUUGUGUCUCUCUCUCGUCUCCCGUCGUGUCCGGUGGCUUAACUUCACCGUCGUCUCCCUCGCUUUCUUGUUGCAAGCGGCAAGCGGUCGUAUCUCUCUCUCGUCUCCCGUCUUUUCAGGUGGCGAAAGGGGCUUGGGAAGAAGCAGUAAUGGAGAGAAAUUCUGCUGCUUGUGCCAUGGAAUGGAGUAAUGAGCUUGAGAAGGCCCUCCGUUCCAAAAAACCUGGUCUAUCCAUUGAAACUAUAUUACAAACGGGGCCAAGGCUGGAGCGUUGGAGUAGAGAACCUGAACCUACUAUGGCAGUGUAUAACAUGUUUGGCUUAGUUCCAGGGGAGGAUAUGCUUUUUGCGAACACCAUUCUGUUACGGCUUGCUGAUGCUUUUAGGUUGGGUGAUAAACACACCAAAUUUGCUGUUGUUAGGAUUUUCCUAUCCGAGCGCAGGCAUCGUGACAAGAAGAAGAAAAGUAAAGGACGAAAAGGGAUUUUGUCAAAGGUCAUGGUGCUAAAUCAUUUAGAAUUAUUGACAAGAAUAAAAGUUGUUUUUGACACUGGUGAUGUUGAGUCAAGAGCAUUGGCUUUAGCUCUCUUUGGUUGUUGGGCUGAUUUUGCAAAAGACAGUGCUCAGAUACGAUACUUGAUACUUUCUAGUCUAGUUUCUUCUCAUGUUUUGGAGCUGAAAGCGUCAUUAUUUGCGGCCGGAUGCUUUUCCGAGUUAUCAGAUGAUUUUGCGUCUAUUUUAUUAGAGAUGCUGGUUAAUAUGGUGACUUCAUCUGAAACACUGUAUGCGGUAAAGUUAGCUGCAGCACGAGUUUUUGCAAAAAUUGGGUGCUCAUAUUCAGUUGCAAAUAGAGCUUACAAGACGGGUCUAAAGUUAAUGUUGGACUCUUCAGAAGAGGAUGUUUUGGUCUCUUUGCUGGUAUCACUCUCAAAAAUUGCUUCCAAAUCAAUGAUUCUUAUUUCUGAACAGGUGGACGUGCUUUUCUCAUUUCUUAAACAAGAAAAGACAUCGCGUAUGAAAGCUACAGUAUUAAGAUGCUUGCAUUUCAUUUUGAUAAAAGGAUUAUGUCAUUUUCCUGUGAGUGCAGAUCUAGUCAAAUCAUUAUUGAGCACAAUGAUUGAGCCCGAACUUCCCCCAUUUAUGCAAUAUGAAGCUCUACAGAUUCUACAUAAGAUCCUUCCAUAUAUGCUACCUCAUUUGCCCUGUCUGGACCUGCCCGAAUUUGCUAACCUUUUAACCAUAGCUGAAAAUUCCUCCCAAUUUCCAAUCACGUCGAAGAGCUUCUUAUCCAUCCGUGUUCUGGUGGAUUUAUCAAUCAAGCUUAGGGGAAGAAUGGAAAUAGAAUCUAGUAUGUUCUGUUCCUCUCCUCUGCCAUCAAGAGUGAUCUCAUUGAUUAUAGACCAGAUGACGUUGCUGGUAAAUGAUCUUUGCCAGAUUGACUCUCGAGUGUUUCAAGAAGUUCAUAGUCUGCUCCACCUUCUUGCUCUUUUGGUUGGUGAACAUCCGGAUCUGGGUGUUUUGGUGCUGGACAAGAUCUGUUUAUUUGUUGAGUGUCUUGCAAAUAUGCAUGAACAUGUCCUGGCUAAAAGCCAAUCAGAUACACUGGUUCUUGAGAUGGACUUCAAAAAAGAGAAGAGCACAGUCGUAAGGUCAAAACUUGUACUUAUUGCAUUCAGAUUUUUGGUUGCCUGUCUUGAAAAUCUCAAUGAAGCUGGUGUUCUCACUUCAAUAGCAUUUGAAAGAGUGAAGCUCCUGGUUGAACGGGUGUGUCAGUGCAGCUUGUUUGAUUGCUAUACACAUACAAUCUACUCUCUUUUGUUCCACAGUCGAUUCUUUUGGGAUUGCUUGGUGGACGAAAGUGAGGGAACUUGCAGUCUUAAUAAAAACUUUUUUAAUUAUUACUUGGUUGAGAAAGAAAUUCUUACCCUAGAGUGUGCAAAUAAGAUGUUGAAGGAGAGGUAUAACUGGCCUGCUUACAGAGCUGGGACAUAUGCAGCAUGUCAGGGAGCAUGGUUAUUAUUAUUUUACAUCAUGAUGCAGGUGGACGUGCUUUUCUCAUUUCUUAAACAAGAAAAGACAUCGCGUAUGAAAGCUACAGUAUUAAGAUGCUUGCAUUUCAUUUUGAUAAAAGGAUUAUGUCAUUUUCCUGUGAGUGCAGAUCUAGUCAAAUCAUUAUUGAGCACAAUGAUUGAGCCCGAACUUCCCCCAUUUAUGCAAUAUGAAGCUCUACAGAUUCUACAUAAGAUCCUUCCAUAUAUGCUACCUCAUUUGCCCUGUCUGGACCUGCCCGAAUUUGCUAACCUUUUAACCAUAGCUGAAAAUUCCUCCCAAUUUCCAAUCACGUCGAAGAGCUUCUUAUCCAUCCGUGUUCUGGUGGAUUUAUCAAUCAAGCUUAGGGGAAGAAUGGAAAUAGAAUCUAGUAUGUUCUGUUCCUCUCCUCUGCCAUCAAGAGUGAUCUCAUUGAUUAUAGACCAGAUGACGUUGCUGGUAAAUGAUCUUUGCCAGAUUGACUCUCGAGUGUUUCAAGAAGUUCAUAGUCUGCUCCACCUUCUUGCUCUUUUGGUUGGUGAACAUCCGGAUCUGGGUGUUUUGGUGCUGGACAAGAUCUGUUUAUUUGUUGAGUGUCUUGCAAAUAUGCAUGAACAUGUCCUGGCUAAAAGCCAAUCAGAUACACUGGUUCUUGAGAUGGACUUCAAAAAAGAGAAGAGCACAGUCGUAAGGUCAAAACUUGUACUUAUUGCAUUCAGAUUUUUGGUUGCCUGUCUUGAAAAUCUCAAUGAAGCUGGUGUUCUCACUUCAAUAGCAUUUGAAAGAGUGAAGCUCCUGGUUGAACGGGUGUGUCAGUGCAGCUUGUUUGAUUGCUAUACACAUACAAUCUACUCUCUUUUGUUCCACAGUCGAUUCUUUUGGGAUUGCUUGGUGGACGAAAGUGAGGGAACUUGCAGUCUUAAUAAAAACUUUUUUAAUUAUUACUUGGUUGAGAAAGAAAUUCUUACCCUAGAGUGUGCAAAUAAGAUGUUGAAGGAGAGGUAUAACUGGCCUGCUUACAGAGCUGGGACAUAUGCAGCAUGUCAGGGAGCAUGGUUCACAGUGGCUUUCAUAUUUGGGCAGUUAAUAACAAAGGUUCAGUCUGAUAUCUUCCACUGCUGGUUAACAUCGAUAAUUCAAUUGGCUCGUUCUGAGAGGAAAAUCCAGCUAUUGCUUUUACCAAAACAAGGGUCUACUUUAGUAGAUUGGUUAGAAAAGAACAAAUUUCCUGCCAGUCAUGCUUUGGGUGAAAUCAGCAGGGAUACUGCUGGAAAUAGUAGUGAGCCUAACUACAGUGAAAAGCUUGUGGAGGCUUAUGAGGAUAUCUGCUCUUCAGGGAAAACAUUAGAAGCUGCUGUCACAUUGGGUCAAGAAUUUUGUUUCCAGAGAUGGUUUCUGCAUCUAAGAGCUAAACUUUUAAGAGCUUUGUUGGAUAUACUCAGAAUUCUCAGAAUCAUCCCAUUCAACCCUGACAGCAUUAGCAAUAAUGGAGAGGUGGAGAAGAGUGUAUUUGAGUGCCUGAAGUCUUUGCCAGAAAUUAUUCAGAUUUCUUUGCAGUUUAAGAAGCUAGCACAAGAAUUUGAUCUAAUUGCCACAUCUUUCAUAGAUAUGGAUUGCAAAAGUUCCAAAGUAAUUUCAUCACUUGCACUAAGUUGUUCGCUUUUGGCCUUUAGUACUGGCUUCAUACUCUUUCUUCCAAAUCUUCCAGCCUAUGAAACUUUUACAACUUGUGGUCUGAGAAACUCGGAAAACUGUUUACAUGCAAUGUUAAUACAAGAUUUAGUUAGGCGUUUAUGCCAUGUAGACCAUGAGACAAGUAGAAAUCUCUGUCAGCUUUUUGAUGUUAGUGGACAGCUUAAGAGCUGUUUUCACUUGCAGUCUACGAAUACAAAUUUGAAGGUUGGAUGUGAAGGAAAGGAUAUUAUUACUGUCUGUAGUUAUGCUGUUUUGGAGGCUGUUCGUUUGCAAGAGGCAAAUAGAGAGCAUAACGAGGAGAUUUUAUCCCAAGUUACCAAGGGGGGUUUACAACUUCUGUUGAGCAUUAUAAUGAAAUGGAUACACAUUCCUUUUCGGACUCCCAAAUAUUUCUUUAAAGUAAGGAGUUGCAUUGGAUCAGAGCUCUUUGCCUGCAACUCGGACACUAAUAACCCAGAUGGCAUAUCUGUAUUAUCAGGCUUCCACCUAUCGCUAAACCUUUGUCUUCAACUGGUUAACUUGCCACCAGAUCUCCCAGCUCGGCUAACAAAGUUAUACUGCAUCCUUUAUUGUAGUGUUUCCUUUCAGGAGCCCAGACCAAGUGAGGAAGACAAGGAGCGAAAGCAGUGGGGUUGUCGAGCUUGGGAAACUGAUGACAUGGUAGAAAUCAAUGAAAUGCUAUUGCAUUAUGUGACAAAUUUAAGUACCAAAAGGAGUAAUAAUAGUAAGCGCAGAAGGUGUGAUAACAACAAGGACGGGGUUGUUUAUGCAUUUGCACAUUUUGAACCAGAUGAGAGAGGCCAAGGAUUUGCUAGUUGUUUGCUUGAUAUUUCUGGUUUUCCAGUAGGCUCUUAUAGAAUUAAAUGGCGUAGUUGUUGUCUGGACAAUCAGGGUUCUUAUUGGAGUCUCGUUCCUUUAAAUGCUGGACCUAUAGUUACAGUACGGAGAUCUCCAAUUGGCAGAUGAUUUUGUAAUGAAUUUGGUGGUACAUGUAAAUGAUCUUCUUCACUGUAUAAAAUGUACUAUAUUGAUUAUUUCCUAUCUGACGUAUUUAAUAAGAAAUAGAUUCAUUAUCUGUUUAAACUGGUAAUCGAUGCAUGUUCUGGUUUGUUUGUAAGGCAGAGGCUGAAGUUCUAGAGGUAUUCAAGUACAUGGCUAAUAUUAUGUUUUGAAGCGGUUCCCAAAGCAAGGUCUGAAAUUCAAUCAGAGAACAGCUGAGCCACUGUCGCUCUUGCAGAACAGCAGAGCCACCAUCGCUUUUGCCGAACAACCUAAACAUCAAUCCACAAAGGGUUUCGGUUCUGGUUGCUCUUAAUCUGUCUGUUUCUUGAGAAACCCAAAGAGAAAGAGAUUGGAAGUAACUGGACUGAACGUUGGAUGUCAUGACAUUGGCUAUUACUGAUAAGAGCUGGAAAGCUAGUAGAUCAAUUUGGAGGCAAUGCCCAGAUUUCAAAUGUUCAGACUAAAAUCCCAUGCAUUGUUUUCAACGAGGAAGAAAUCAUGGUUUCAAGUUAUGAAGCGACUGCACAACAUGAAAUAAUAGAACCUCCUUAUGGCAAGUCAGAACCUACUUAGGUGUUUUGAAGAUAAGCUAUGUAAAUGUUAAUUCAAUGAAGAAAUUGCUUUUAGUGCUAUUGUGGGUGAGGAGAGUUUGAACUAACUCUUGCUAGCAACCAGGUAGUUAGGCUUUAAUGUAAAUUUGGACUUUUAUGUACCCUUAAGCUACUAUUGAUAAAGCAUUGGUGGGUUGUUUAGGUGUUU
Corylus avellana is the source of this 5496-nucleotide messenger RNA. The record is from RefSeq and is a predicted model, not a curated record. NCBI's taxonomy places the organism in Eukaryota, Viridiplantae, Streptophyta, Magnoliopsida, Fagales, Betulaceae.